AACUGCUCAAAAUAGUUUAUCUUAUUUGAAAGUCACACCAGAUACAUUGAUAAGAAUGACUGGAAUAGGAUAUUUAUGGUUAAACAUAAGUUUCAUCGCUUUUACGUCAUUACUAGUUACAUGUACAACUACAUACGUUCAACAAAAUAUAUCUGGAAGUACACCUAACUGUCAGCUACAGUUAGAAUGUGUUGGGGCUAGUUCAUCUGGAUUCGGUCGUGUACGUAUACCAGUAAGGUCAGCUAGAGGACCUCCUGGACCUGCAGGACAACAAGGAAAAACUGGACCACCUGGUCCUCGUGGAGAAACAACGAAAAUGCAACCAGUAUGGAUACCUAGACCGAUAGAAUAUCAAAUCGCCUUCUAUGCAGGAUUGUCAAAAAGCAUCGAAAGUAAACCAACAAAUAAAAAUUGUCAAUUAGUAUUUGAAUCUGUUAUGUUGAAUCUUGGCAAUGGAUAUGACAAUACAACAGGCGUAUUCACUGUACCUGUCUCUGGUGUUUAUAUAUUCGUUGUAGUUUUAUCAGCACAAAGUUAUGAAAAAGCUGGUGUACGUUUAUUGCAUAAUGGUAAAGUUGCAUUACUCUCAUGGUGUGAAAGUACAUUUUGGGCAACUGUUACAAAUCAAGCAAUUAUACAAUUGAAUAAAAAUGAUCAAAUAUGGCUUGAAUGUCGAGAUGAAGCGUAUAGACUACAUGGACAUAUGUAUAGUAGUCUAUCUGGAUAUCUUCUUUAUCCUCUUGUUUAAUAAGAACAACUACAUCAUUAUUAUAUAAAUUGUAUACAACAUUACAGGAUAUUCUUUUACUUAUUUCAAUUUUAAUUCUUUAAGAGUCAUAUUCUUUUAUAAGCUGACACUCUCAUUGUCUUUAUAGUUCCACUUUAUAAGUGAUAAUGAUACUAUCAUUAUUGAAUUCAAUGAAGAUGUGCAUUUUAACAUUCUUUACUUACUUGAAUGCAUUACUCUUACUAAAUACAAAAAGUGAACUUUAUGCCAACCUUGUCUUUGAAACGGCUUUUUUCUUUUUUGUGACAGUGAAAUAC
Molecule: messenger RNA, 1044 nt
Organism: Trichobilharzia szidati
Lineage: Eukaryota; Metazoa; Platyhelminthes; Trematoda; Strigeidida; Schistosomatidae
Source: the annotation of a GenBank genome assembly